Messenger RNA from Mizuhopecten yessoensis (Yesso scallop), 2454 nucleotides. RefSeq names its product E3 ubiquitin-protein ligase TRIM71-like. The coding region runs from base 111 to 2324 and encodes 737 amino acids. The record is from RefSeq and is a predicted model, not a curated record. Gene Ontology annotation, biological process: protein polyubiquitination; negative regulation of translation; proteasome-mediated ubiquitin-dependent protein catabolic process. Gene Ontology annotation, molecular function: protein binding; ubiquitin protein ligase activity; zinc ion binding. NCBI's taxonomy places the organism in Eukaryota, Metazoa, Mollusca, Bivalvia, Pectinida, Pectinidae. The transcript is spliced from 2 exons.
UACCGGUGGCACUGACAGUGUUGUGUCGUCGUAGGUAACAUACACACACUCUCUAUGACAGUUCAGGCUUGCAGUUGAUACGGAUACCACCCCAUCUCCAACAGGUGACAAUGGAGACGGACAGUACUCCUGGAGUUAGCGGGGCAGGAAAACAAACAUUAGCAGAGCUUUUGGAGACAGAUUUCCUGAAAUGUCCUGGCUGUUCUAACCAGUUCACAUGCCCCCUCCUGCUUCCCUGCCUCCACAGCCUGUGUGAGGAGUGUGUUGAGGGACUCAGGUCCUCACAACCAGACAACACUGACCAGGACCUCCAAACCCAGACUUGUGGUUCCAAGGACACUUCCACACAGAAAUCCCAUCCCCAGGACAGUUCUAUAAGGACAACCCAUCCAGGAACCAAACCCACAAUCACACAGAACAUUCCUUCCAAGGACAAGUCAAGUGUUUCACAGACCCUAGAUGCUGUUGAGGGAACUACUACAGAAGUGAAAGACUCUGAAUCAGGACAAAUGUUUCUUUGUCCAAUAUGUGCAUCACGUAUAGAACCACAAAACUUCCCAGUCAACAAUUUCCUCCAGCAUCUGGUGGAGCUUUACAUGUACAAACAUGGUCCCACACCCCAGUGUGAUUACUGUGCUUUCGCUGGCAAAUCGUGUGCCGCGACAGCACUUUGUCUUGACUGUCAGGACCAUAUCUGUGACAGCUGUAGUGAUGCUCAUCGCCGUACCAAGGUCACACGCAGUCACCAGGUGGCACCAUACAAACAGAUCAAAUUAGGAAUGUAUGACCAUGACAUCCGCGGUCACCAAUCACCGCUUUGCAAGCACCAUGCACAGGAGCGUGUGACACUUUUUUGUGAUAAGUGUGAGGAAGCUGUGUGUGGUCAGUGUAUAUCGUCAGGUCAUCAGGGUCAUAGCACAUGCUCAGUAGAGAUGGCUGUGCCACGGUAUAGACUGGCGAUGCAGUCGAUGCUGGGAGGACUGACCAAACAAAUUCCAUCUAUCACAAAGUACCGUACAUUUCUCACCACUCUCAAUUCAUCUGUAGAGGAGGCAAGGCUCAAACUCUUCUCUGACUUGGAAAACCAGGCAAACACCCUGCACACCAUGAUCGAUGAUCACAAGAACCAGACUAUGGAUCAUGUUGCAUCUGAGUGUGCCAAAGAGAUACGUGUGUUGGAGGAGAAAACAUUCGGUAUGGAACGGGCGCAACACUCUCUAGGUGAUAAUGCCCAGUACCUUGAGCGCCUCCUGGCUCAUGGUCAGGGGGGAGAACUCCUGUCACUCCACCACCUGGUCACAAAUCGCCUUACACAGCUUACACAUCUACAGCUGGACGGCAUUAACAGUAAACUCCGACUUAACUUUGCCCCAACAUGUCCGACCAAGGCGGCAGUGUCCGCCAUGUUUGGUAGCCUCUCUCUGGGACAUGUGCCUCUAGCAAAUGAUGAAGCUGUCUCCAUGACGACAAGUCUUGCAUCCACACUGCUGCCAACAGUGAGAAACACACCCAAGACCACUCUUUCCUUCUCGGCCAAAUGUAGUGAAGAUGUAAAGGAUGUUUGGCCAACAGGGGUGGCCAUCACAAAAGAGGAUGACAUUAUCAUAGCCGACCGUGACAACCGGAACAUUAAAAUGUUCAGCAGCAAUGGGGAGAGGAAACUUGUGUUUUGUGGAGAGGGUGAGGGGAAGUUAGGGACACCAUUUGAUUUAACUGUGUUAAUGGACUCAAAUAUUGCAGUGACAGAUCGUGAAUGUGAGGAUGUCAAGGUAUUCACUCCGACCGGCAAACACGUCUUCUCAAUCAAAGGACACUUCCGCAACCCACGCGGCAUCACAACUAACAGACAGGGGCAUAUUAUAGUGGUGGACUGUCAGAGACUUCAACUCACUGUACACGACCCAAAAGAUGGCCGUCUUCUCAACACCAUCACCGCCCGCAACAAGGAUGGCACAAAUGCACUUGUUGACCCCUUCUACGUGUCUGUCAGCAGUCUAGGAAAUAUCUUAGUUACAGACACUGCAGCGCCAAACAUUAAAGUAUUCUCCCCCCAGGGGGAGUACCUGUCCCAGCAGGGGACGUAUGGUACUCGUGACAACCAGACACUGCAGCCAUACGGUGUGUGUUGCGACAGGUAUGGGUAUCUGUUUGUGGCCGACAAUAAUAAUGACAGAGUCCUUCUCCUGAAACCAGACGGUCAGUUUCAGCGUCCACUUCUGACUCAGACCCAUGGUAUGUGGCAUCCAAUGGCACUGACCACCACUAAUGACACAUUGGUGGUCACUGAGGCACUCGGAGAGGUCAAGGCCUAUAAAUAUGUGUGACAGACAAUGGUAAUUGUGUCAAUAUUACUGAUGGACCAGUUCAUUCCAUUGGUUUGAUAGUUAUAAAUGUCAAAUUUACUGCUAAUACAAUAAUAAAAUUAAAGCAAUAUUUCCAGUAAUAAAUAAUAAU